Paramecium tetraurelia is the source of this 678-nucleotide messenger RNA. RefSeq lists its product as uncharacterized. The record is from RefSeq and is a predicted model, not a curated record. NCBI's taxonomy places the organism in Eukaryota, Ciliophora, Oligohymenophorea, Peniculida, Parameciidae. The transcript is spliced from 3 exons.
AUGAAGUAGGAAAAAAGUAAAAGCAAGCCAAAGGAUCAGAGAGAAGAAAUACUACCUGUAAAUAAGAUAAUCUAAAAAUGUGAAUAGACAUUAGAGAUCACUUAGUUUGAAUAACAAGAAUUAAAGAAAAUGUUUUCUAUAGUUUCUGAUAAAAUGCAUCAAGUUAAUUUAAAAAUUUAAACUUUCGAAAGGGAAGAACGGCUAUUGAGAAGGGAAAAUGAUGAAUGGGAAUUCUAUUAGAAAGAAAAAACUUCUCUUCUUAAAUAACUAACAUUAUUAAUUGAUUUAAUUAGUGGCAAAGAUCAAUCCUUUGAAAUAGAUAUUUCCACCAAUCCUGCCUAUAAAGAAAUCCAGACUUUCCCCAUUCAUAAAAAACAAUAGGGUGAAGACCUAGUAAAAACCAUUCAGAACGAUGAAACGUCAAUAAUUCAGCUCUAAGGACUAUUAUAAGAAAUUGAAGAAACAUCUAAACUUCUUAGACAAUCAGGUGCUUUUUGGAAUUGUGUUCGUUGCAACGUAACUUUAAAAGAAGGAUUUAAUGAGGAAACAUGCGUAUUUCAUCCAGGCAAACUCAAAUAUUUUUCCUGUAGAACAUGCGGAGGGGAUGAAUACUUUACCUGCUGUAAUUAAUGUAGAGAUUGCAAUCCUGGUUGUAAAAAAGGCUUGCAUAAACCUUGA